Molecule: messenger RNA, 3137 nt
Organism: Colletotrichum scovillei
Lineage: Eukaryota; Fungi; Ascomycota; Sordariomycetes; Glomerellales; Glomerellaceae
Exons: 3
Coding region: 534-2747 (737 amino acids)
Biological process (GO): regulation of actin filament polymerization
Molecular function (GO): protein binding
Source: RefSeq, a predicted model, not a curated record
GAUGUCAAUGCCCCAAAGCAUCCGACCUCAACGUACCUCUACAGCCAAAACGCUCGCCAGUGAUACAUCGAAAUUCUUCCAAGGUUUGGUUGUGUGAGCAGCCCAGCGCAGCACAGCCUGACCUCUUCUGUCCCUUUGUCACUGAUGAAGAUCAUCGUCUCGUAGGACCUCUACCCACCCGUGUCUCCAAGGUGAGGCAUACACCUUUAUCUCAGGUAUUCGCUGUACAUAUCAUUCGGGCGGCCUGCGCCUCCUGCUAGCAUUCAUCUACUGUUUCUGCCCAGUUUUCUCCCAGUUUUAACCGUUUUGGCGGGGUUAGCCUUAUACGACUGCUCCCCCACCGCCGACCUCCUGCUCGGGCCGCAGCCCACCGUUGGCGGUUUGUCCUCUUCUCGUUCUCGCUCCUUCGGAGGAUUCCAUCACGAAUCCCUCUCGCCUCCUCCCAACAACACCUUUGGCUGUCGCACUCAAUCUAAACCGACCUAUUGGAUCCCCAACCUUUGCAUGCUGUUUCAACAGCAUAAGUCUGGACAAUGGCGGACGUAGAUGUUGCGCCGACCUUCGGCGCUGAGCUCAAGGAUGGCUUCAAGCCCGCCAACACUUGGGUUGCUCACGGCAUAUCCUGGCUCGACGAAAUACAGCAAUUCUACCGCGAAAGGAGUGCCAUCGAAAAGGAAUAUGCUGCGAAGCUCAAUGCCUUGGCCAAGAAGUACUUCGAAAAGAAGAACAAGAAGUCAGCGCCUCUCAGCGUCGGCGACACCCCCGCCAUGACACCAGGUUCUCUCGAAAGCGCCUCCUUGACUACCUGGUCUACGCAGCUUACUACACUCGAAUCCCGAGCCGACGAACACGAUCGAUACGGCAACAACCUCCUCUCUCAAGUGGCUGAACCUCUCAAGUUCCUCGGCACCCGUUUCGAAGAGCUGCGCAAGCGUCAUGCCGACUAUGCCGGCAAACUCGAACACGAAAGGGAUUCUCAAUACGCGGACCUGCGCAAGACAAAGGCCAAAUACGAUGCUGCUUGUCAGGAAGUGGAAAGCAAGCGCAAAAAGUCUGAAUCGUCCUUUGACAAGGCCAAAGCGCAGAGCGCCUAUCAGCAGCAGAUUCUAGACAUGAACAACGUCAAGAACACCUACUUGAUCGCAAUCAAUGUCACGAACAAGCAAAAAGAGCGGUACUACCAUGACUACGUUCCCGAGGUCAUGGACAGUCUGCAGGACUUGGCUGAGUUCCGUACCAUGAAGCUGAAUGGUCUGUGGACGGUCGCAUCCCAAUUGGAAGCGGCUAUGCUGGAGAGCAGUAACGGAUUGAUGCAAAAGCUAGCAACCGAGAUUUCUAGAAACCAGCCUCACCUCGACUCUAUGAUGUAUAUCCGUCACAACCUCGGUGCAUUUCACGAGCCACCAGACAAGGUCUUCGAGCCUAGUCCCGUGUGGCAUGACGACGACUUGAUGAUUGUAGACGAAUCCGCCAAGAUCUAUCUCCGUAACGUACUCAGUAAAUCGAAAGCUCAUCUCGGAGACCUACGCAGAGAGGUUGACAAGAAAAGACGGGAGGUUGAGGGUAUCAAGCGUGUAAAGCAAAGAAUACGAGAGGGCACCGAGAAGAAGGAUGAAGUUCUUGUGGUUACGCAAAUCUUCGCAUUGCAGGAAGAUCUCCAUGCCGUCGACAGGCGGAGAGUGACCGCUGAAGUCGAGACGUCCACCAUUACCUCGGCUGUGGGAGACGUGACACUUGGAGCGAAGAACCACAACUUCAAGGCGCAAACCUUCAAGAUUCCAACAAAUUGCGACCUUUGCGGUGAAAGAAUAUGGGGAUUAUCAGCCAAAGGCUUUGACUGCAGGGACUGUGGCUAUACGUGUCACAACAAGUGCGAGAUGAAGGUUCCAGCCGACUGCCCAGGCGAGCAGACGAAGGAUGAACGAAAGAAGCUCAAGGCCGAACGCCAAGAGGCUGCCAACUCGCUGUUGAAACCGACCGCGUCCUCUCCUACCGUCGCAACAGAUUCGCCGACCCUAACGAGAUCGAAUACGAUGAAUUCCUUGAGUUCAGGAUACGCGCAUAGCGCACGUCGGUCGAUAACUGGGGGCCCGACAUCGCCGAUAGAUGAGGUUCCUCCUGAGCCAUCGACACCCCGCCCAGCUGCUCCUGCGUCGACUGUUAGCUCUACUACGGCCCGUAAGAGGGUCAUGGCUCCGCCGCCAGCAGCCUAUAUCAGCGAAAUACCUGGUAGCGCGCCGAAUGGGUCGGGCUCUUCAGACCAGCAGAAGGGCAAGAUGCUCUACACCUUUGAAGCUAGUGGCGACGGUGAAGUAUCUGUAGUUGAAGGCCGGGAAGUCACAAUGCUGGAACCUGAUGAUGGCACUGGCUGGGUCAAGGUGCGCGCAGGAUACAAAGAAGGCAUUGUGCCCGCCAGCUACGUCGACUGGGCACCACCAUCGCCCAUGGUCGCGCAAAACACCGGAGCGUCUGCCCGGCCCGAGUCGACGUACUCUAACUCCGGCUCCUCGAUUGGGACAGCGGGACCGAAGAAGAAGGGGCCAGCAGUCGCUCCGAAGCGCGGGGCCAAGAAACUCAAGUACGUGGAGGCGUUGUACGAGUACACGGCGCAAAGCGACGCAGAGCACAGCAUGACAGAGGGCGAGAGAUUUGUCCUCAUCAAGGACGAUCCGGGCGACGGUUGGGCCGAGGUCGAAAAGGGCGGCGCGACGAAGAGCGUGCCUGCAAGCUACGUCCAGGCAGUCUAGGAGUCGUGUGCUCGGAGACGAAGAAGUUAUAGGACGUUGAAGCCGCUCGCGGCGGCGGCGGAGGACAUUGUGCUGCGAGACAUUUCACAAGUGCCGCAGAAGCACGUUACGCAGCAAAAGGGGUUUGAGACGGAGAGAGAGGGUUAUCGAGGGCCGCCUCGAGCAGCGGAUCCUGCGGCAAUGUUUUACGCGGAACAUGUGACCAGCGUCCGGCUGGUGAAGCGAAACCAGAGCCAGAGAGAGCGGCGGAAGUCGAAGCUGGACGAUGUUGCUGCGUGGCGGAGAUCAAGAGAACGAAGUAGCAUAGGUUAAGGUGCAUGCAUUCAGUGCUCUGGACUCUUUUUUCUACAUAUAAGUCGGCGGGAGUCGAGUUGGAGCAUCAGGAGGGGG